AGGCUGUUCGUUGUUGAGGAUCUGUCACGGGACGUCAUUGAGCUGCUCGGCAACGAGUUAGACAUUGACCCCCAUUUUUUCAGAGGUCACAUCAGUGACUAUUCGUGGUUUAACACACGUGACAAGUGGGUUGAGAUUCCGGAACUACCAUCGAUCGCCCAUAGCCGGAACUACUUCACACUGAAGUGGAUGCAACCACGGCGGUUUGAGAACAAGGAGGCGUUGACGGGAGCGAGGACAGAAGCUGGGCGGUUCAACGUUCUGCGGAGACUGGACGACGACAAAAACCAGAAGGAUGAGCUUGAUGGCAAGGGAACGUGCUUUGCUUGCGUGCGCAGCAAAGCUUCGUUCUGGUUCAGCCCUGCCGAGCCUGGCAGCACGGGGCCCGUUGGUGUACUGUUAAUUGACCCGUCUAUCAAACAGGGCGCUCCAUUGUGGGCAGUGAACCGUCGGUAUGACAGGGCGCCUUCAAACAGGAGCAGGGCCUCGCAUGAGCCACCUCCGACAGACCUCUUUGACAAAGUGGUAUACUGGACCCAGCGCAUGUCAAAGGAGCAGAUCGCAUCCAUCCGAGAAAAUCCCAAGGUCAUGGUGCACCGGAUGCUCCAGAUCAUCUGUGGUGACUGGCUGACACUCUGCGACGCUUACAUCCCGACGCGGCUCGCACAAGUCGACUGGGAGUUUCAGAAUCCGGACUUCAGCGCCUAUAAGAAAGGCAGCGAGGCGUCUCUGGCCAUCAAGGCAUCGCUGGCCAAGGUGUUCCCGUGGCGACGCUGGAUCCCAGGAUACAAGACCAUGGUGACGGAAGCGAUGGCUGCGGUGUUUUCCGACGAGAAUCCAACCCCGAGACACGACUGUAUUCAAGACCUCCGUCGCGACUUCAAGGCCGUCGAGGCGAGCAUCGAUACCCUGCAGCAGCGCAUCGAUAAUAUUCAGAGCGUGGCGAUGGCGUCAAUUAAUAUCGAAGACAGCCGCCAGGCCAUGAUGCAGAAUCAGUACUUUGGGCGCCUGGCAUAUCUGGCCGCCAUCUUUGCGCCGCUGUCGUUUGUGUCCAGUCUAUUUAGCAUGAGCGGCGACCUGUCUGGAAUCAAAGGCACCGUGUGGCUUUACUUUUGCGUUGCGGUGCCGCUGAGUUUGUUGGGACUGCUUCUGGUGGACUGG
This is a messenger RNA of Cryphonectria parasitica EP155, 1161 nucleotides long. RefSeq lists its product as uncharacterized. Gene Ontology annotation, molecular function: metal ion transmembrane transporter activity. NCBI's taxonomy places the organism in Eukaryota, Fungi, Ascomycota, Sordariomycetes, Diaporthales, Cryphonectriaceae. The record is from RefSeq and is a predicted model, not a curated record. The annotation marks the transcript as partial. Gene Ontology annotation, cellular component: membrane. Gene Ontology annotation, biological process: transmembrane transport; metal ion transport. The transcript has 2 exons.